AUGGCCCCCAUCUCAUUGUCCACCCCUUUCGCCGUCUUGGCCAAGUCCCAGCCUGCCCCGAGCCGCCUCGAAGAGCGCGGGUCUCAAGUCAACGUUACGAGCACCUACUCUCACUCUGAGAAGGACAACACGGGCAAUCUUGUCGACGAGGAGCGUAAUGCUAUGCACAACGUGUUGGUUGGGGGCUGCAUCAUCGCCUGA
Molecule: messenger RNA, 201 nt
Organism: Microbotryum saponariae
Lineage: Eukaryota; Fungi; Basidiomycota; Microbotryomycetes; Microbotryales; Microbotryaceae
Source: the annotation of a GenBank genome assembly